GCAGAGCUCUCCGCUAUGGCAAGAACCAAGCAGACGGCCCGUAAAUCCACUGGUGGCAAGGCGCCCAGGAAGCAGCUCGCCACGAAGGCUGCCCGCAAGAGCGCCCCCGCUACCGGCGGCGUGAAGAAGCCUCACCGUUACAGGCCCGGCACCGUGGCUCUGAGGGAGAUCCGCCGUUAUCAGAAAUCUACUGAGCUGCUCAUCCGUAAGCUGCCCUUCCAGCGCCUGGUAAGAGAAAUCGCUCAGGACUUUAAGACCGAUUUGCGCUUCCAGAGCUCGGCUGUCAUGGCACUGCAGGAGGCGAGCGAGGCAUACUUGGUCGGCCUGUUCGAGGACACUAACCUGUGUGCCAUCCACGCCAAGAGAGUGACCAUCAUGCCCAAGGACAUUCAGCUGGCACGCCGUAUUCACGGAGAGCGCGCUUAAACGCGG
Messenger RNA from Neoarius graeffei (lesser salmon catfish), 432 nucleotides. RefSeq names its product histone H3-like. NCBI's taxonomy places the organism in Eukaryota, Metazoa, Chordata, Actinopteri, Siluriformes, Ariidae. Gene Ontology annotation, molecular function: structural constituent of chromatin; protein heterodimerization activity; DNA binding. Gene Ontology annotation, cellular component: nucleosome. The coding region runs from base 16 to 426 and encodes 136 amino acids. The record is from RefSeq and is a predicted model, not a curated record. The transcript has a single exon.